Molecule: messenger RNA, 920 nt
Organism: Drosophila pseudoobscura
Lineage: Eukaryota; Metazoa; Arthropoda; Insecta; Diptera; Drosophilidae
Gene: Bet3
Product: blocked early in transport 3
Exons: 3
Coding region: 99-635 (178 amino acids)
Biological process (GO): endoplasmic reticulum to Golgi vesicle-mediated transport; intra-Golgi vesicle-mediated transport
Cellular component (GO): cytosol; TRAPP complex; cis-Golgi network membrane
Source: RefSeq, a predicted model, not a curated record
UCAGCACUGUACCCUGACAACUCUAUUUCGCAGAAAUCUGAGUCUUUUUUUCUAGUUUUAUUGGAGAAUUUUAAGACGAGACUUAAAACAACCGAAAAAUGUCCAGACAGGCCACCAGACUUGACGCCAAGAAAGUGAACUCAGAGUUCCUGACACUCACCUAUGGGGCGCUGGUCACCCAAAUGUUGCGCGACUUCGAGAACGUCGAGGAUGUGAACAAGCAGCUGGAGCGCAUUGGCUACAACAUGGGCAUGCGUCUGAUCGAGGACUUUCUCGCCCGCACCUCGGCGCCGCGUUGCCUGGAGAUGCGUGAGACGGCCGACCGCAUACAGCAGGGCUUUCGCAUUUAUCUCAACAUCCAGCCCACCAUCUCGAAUUGGUCGGCGGCGUCUGAUGAGUUCUCGCUGCUCUUUGACUCCAAUCCGCUGACUGAGUUUGUGGAGCUGCCCGCGGAUCUGACCAAUCUGCGAUAUAGCGCCAUACUCAGCGGCUGUGUACGCGGUGCCCUGGAGAUGGUCCAGCUGGAGGUGCAGUGCUGGUUUGUGCAGGAUCAACUCAAGGGCGACAAUGUGACGGAGCUGCGCGUUAAGUUCGUGCGGCGUCUAGAGGAGGUCAUACCAGCUGGCGAGGAUUAGAAAACGAAUUGUGGAUCAGAGCUAUAUUUAGAGCUUUUAAGGGGUCAAUAAAAGCACAUUCUCUACGGAUUUAGUAUAUAAUGUUCAACCAGGAUUAAAGCAUUAUUCGACAAGCAUUCCGGAGCAACAACAGCAGCAGAGAGCAACAGCAACAGCAACAGCAGAGAGCAACAGCAGCAGAGAGCAGCAGAAAUAAUAAUUCUAUUGAAUCGGUUUAGUUUUAUGUUUUAUUCGACUUUAUACAGAUGAUUUCUUUCGGAUAUAUAGAGUAUACAGUAGAAAAUA